AUGAAAAUCCAUCACCUCAUCAAUAUUUCUCACUAUUUGCUCCUUUCGUUGUGCUUAUUGGGUAUUGGACUUGCAACCAGUACUGCUGUGAAACCGAAAUCAAUAUGCAUUGAGGAAGAAAGGAAAGCACUUGUGAGCUUCAAACAAGAUCUUACUGAUCCCUCUGGUAGGCUUUCUUCUUGGGUGGGUCAUGAUUGCUGCCGUUGGGAAGGGAUUUCAUGCAACAACCGCACCGGUCAUGUUUCCCAAAUGGAUCUCCGCAAUACAUAUUACGAGUCCACGACUGAUGAAGAGUGGGACGAGUUGGCUUUUGAGCAGUCUUGCUUGGGGGGUAAGAUAAAUCCUUCUUUGCUUAGCUUGAAACACUUGCAUUACCUGGACUUAAGUUGCAAUGGUUUUCAAGGGAUCCACAUUCCUAACUUCUUUGGAGAGCUUAAAACUCUGAGGUAUCUCAAUAUCUCCUUUGCAGAGUUUGGCAGAGAGAUUCCCCCUUCUCUUGGUAACUUAUCAAACUUGAACUAUCUUGACAUCGGUGGUUCAUAUCUCUCUUCCAAAAACUUGAAUUGGCUUUCUCAUCUCUCUUCCCUAAAAUACCUCAAUCUCAUUGGAGUGGAUCUUCAUAACAACACAAAUUGGCUGCAUGUUGUUAACAUGCUUCCUUCCUUACUGGAGUUACACUUAUCUGGUUGCGGAUUAGUAAGCCAUCCACUAUCUCUACAGAGGAUUAACUUCACCUCACUUUCGGUCCUUGAUCUUUCAUUUAAUCAUUUCAAUACUUCUUCAUUUCCCAGCUGGAUUUUCAAUCUUACUAGCCUCAAAAGACUUGAUCUAUACAGCAAUUCUUUCGGUGCUCAUUUUCCAGUUGAACUUGGAAACCUCAAAUCUCUUGAAUACCUAGAUUUAACUCAUUCGGAGCUCGAAGAUAGUGGAGUUCCCAGAGUCCUUGGAAACUUAUGCAAGCUAAGGACAUUAAAUCUUGGGUGGAACGAUUUUAGUGGUGGGGGGAUUGCAGAGUUUUGGGGGAGUUUGUCAAAUUGUCCAAAUAAUACACUAGUAUUAGUCUCACUAGAUUUGUCUAGUUGCAGGCUGGAAGGCCAAUUGCCGGCCUCCUUAGGAAUGUUAAAAAGUUUGCAGUAUUUGGACCUCACUGAUAAUUACAUGAACGGGUCCAUUCCACAAAGUCUAGGACAACUCUCCGCGCUAGUUGUACUCCGUCUGUCUCAGAAUUAUUAUGAAGGCAAUAUAACGGAAGCCCAUUUCAUUAAUCUCACCAACUUGAAAAGGCUUUCAAUAGGAAACGAGUUCGAUGACAUACAAAAGCCCAUGUCCCUUGUUUUCAACGUGUCUUAUGAUUGGGUUCCUCCUUUCAAGCUCCACUCAAUUAAUAUUUUCAACUGUAAAGUAGGUCCUGGUUUUGGGGUAUGGCUUCGAUCUCAGACUGAACUGGCACAUGUCACCCUUAGUAGAACUGGAAUAUCAGAUUCUAUACCAGAGGAAUGGUUGUUGAAGCUAUCUUCCCAACUCACAUACCUUAAUUUAUCUUACAACGAAUUCCGAGGAAGGCUUUCAUCCAACAAAUUGAUGAGAUUUCCGAAUUUAAGAAGAAUAAGUUUGGAUCAUAAUCAAUUUGAGGGACCACUCCCACUUUGGUCCACUAAUGCAUCUUCCUUUGAUCUUGAAAGCAAUUUAUUUUCCGGGCCAAUCCCCUCCAAUUUUGACAAGCUGAUGCCCAAAUUGGAAGAAUUGUAUCUUUCAGAGAAUUAUUUGAAUGGUACAAUUCCACCUUCUAUUUGCAACAUACAAAACCUAAUAAUCCUUUCCCUGAGGAGCAAUCAUUUUUCUGGAGAAUUCCCUCACGCAUGGAGUUCGGGGAGCCAAAUAAGAAUUGUAGAUGCUGCCUACAACAAUCUCUCUGGUAAUAUUCCCACUUCAAUGGGAGUAUUAAGUUCUCUUCAAAUAUUGAAGCUAAACAACAACAAUUUUGGCGGUAAGAUUCCACAUUCUUUGCACAAUUGCUCAGUUUUGAAAAGUAUCGAUCUUGGAGGCAACAAAUUAUCUGGGAGCAUACCUCCAUGGAUAGGAGGAUCAAAUGUAUCCAUGUUGUACAUGUUACGAUUGCGAUCCAACUUUUUUACUGGACAAAUUCCCAGACAAUUGUGCAAUCUUGGCAACCUUCACAUCCUCGACCUCAGCCACAACAACUUUUCAGGUACUAUUCCCACCUGUUUCAAUAAUUUGACUGCGCUUCUUCGUGAUGAUUCCAAUGAAUCACAUAUAAUAUAUAAUGAGCAAACCACGCUGACAUUAAAAGGACAAGAACUCGUGUAUAACACCACUCUGAUGCUGGUAAAGAGCAUUGAUCUUUCAUCAAAUUUUUUGGAAGGUGAAAUCCCUCAAGAGAUAGGUAGCCUCAUUUUUUUGGGUACCUUGAACUUGUCGAGAAAUCAGUUGACUGGUAAGAUCCCCUCAGAGGUUGGAAAUAUGCAUGGGCUCGAAACUCUUGAUCUCUCAAACAACUAUCUUUCAGGACAGAUUCCUCAAACCCUUGCAUCUUUAACAUUCUUGGCGCACUUGCAUUUGGCUUAUAACAACUUGGUGGGGAGAAUUCCUUUGGGCAACCAAUUUCAAACGUUCACUGAUCCGUCCAUAUAUAUGGGCAAUCCAUCAUUGUGUGGGGUUCCGCUUCCAAAAAAAUGCCCCGGAGAUGACACUUUUACUCCUACAAAUGCAAAACCCAGUAAUGAAGAUGGAAGUGAUAAUGGAGCGUUGUGGUUCUAUGUCAGCAUGAUCCUUGGCUUUAUUGUUGGCUUUUGGGGUGUUUGUGGCACAUUACUCAUGAAGAAAUCAUGGAGGUAUGCUUAUUUUCAAUUUUUGGACAACACCAAAGAUAAGGUAACACUAGCAAUUGCGUUGAAAGUGGCUCGUUUGCAAAGAAAGUUUCGUCAUGUUUAG
This is a messenger RNA of Prunus armeniaca (apricot), 2952 nucleotides long. Lineage: Eukaryota; Viridiplantae; Streptophyta; Magnoliopsida; Rosales; Rosaceae. The record is from the annotation of a GenBank genome assembly.